Messenger RNA from Trichosurus vulpecula (common brushtail), 2725 nucleotides. RefSeq names its product solute carrier family 27 member 5 (gene SLC27A5). Gene Ontology annotation, biological process: ketone body biosynthetic process; bile acid biosynthetic process; triglyceride mobilization. The transcript has 10 exons. NCBI's taxonomy places the organism in Eukaryota, Metazoa, Chordata, Mammalia, Diprotodontia, Phalangeridae. Bases 121 to 2103 code for a protein of 660 amino acids. Gene Ontology annotation, cellular component: endoplasmic reticulum; endoplasmic reticulum membrane. The record is from RefSeq and is a predicted model, not a curated record. Gene Ontology annotation, molecular function: long-chain fatty acid-CoA ligase activity; fatty acid transmembrane transporter activity; long-chain fatty acid transmembrane transporter activity.
GGGGAGGUCCUUUGGGAGCCAAGGGCAGCUGCUUCUACAGCCUGGGUUAAUCAUUGGUGGCCAACCAGGCUCCCCCUUCCUGUGCCUGGGGCUCUCCUCCUCACUUCUCUGCUGUCAAGGAUGGAGCUGAGGGUGACAGCCCUUCUCUUCCUUCUGCCUUCGGCAAUGCUAUGGCUGCUGCCGUGGCCAUGGUCGUGGUUGUGGCUGAUACCUACCAUGGGGCUCCCGUGGCUUUCUCAAUGGCUUCCAGAGUCCCUGGUCCAGAGCUUCCCAGCCUGGAUCCGCUGGCUGCCAGAAGACAUGGCCUUUAUGGGCCACAUGCUAUACCUCAACUUGGCCCACAGGACUUCCCGCACAUCCUUAGUGGACCUGCUUGAAGUCCGGGCCAAGGCUAAUCCCGACCGGUUAAUGGUGGUAGAUACAGCCUCUGGCUGCCAGGUGAGCCUGGGGGAGAUGGAUCGCAAGAGCUGCCAAGUGGCCAGAGCCCUGGGCGCAGCCCUUCAUGGGUCAGUGGGGCUGAAGGAAGGAGACGUGGCCUCCCUGUUUUUCCUCGGACCCCAAGGCAUCUCCGCCCUCAGUCUCUGGUUUGGCCUCAGUAAGCUGGGCUGCCAGGUCGCCUGGAUCAACCCCCAUAUCCGAGGGCCUCCCCUCCUCCACGCUGUGCUCAGUGCUGGCUCCUGCAUCCUCGUGGCUGACCCAGAGCUACAGGAGGCUGUGGAGUCCAUUGCUCCAGAGUUGAUGGUCAAGGGUGUCCGGUGCUUCUACCUGAGCUCCACAUCUCCCACAAAGGGUGUGGAGCCCCUGAAGGACCACAUAGAGGCAGCCUCCUCUGAUCCAGUGCCCCGCCAGAUUCGAGCUGGAGUCACCUCUAAAAGCCUGGCUCUCUUCAUCUACACUUCUGGGACCACUGGACUCCCCAAGCCAGUGAUCUUGAACCACAAUCGGGUAUGGAUGAUAUCAUUAUCCCUGAGAGCUUUUGGGGUCCGGCAGAAUGACGUCUUCUACACAGCACUUCCCCUCUACCAUGUUUCUGCCUUGCUGAUUGGCAUCAUGGGCUGCAUGGAGCUAGGGUGCACCUGUAUCCUGGCCCCAAAGUUCUCAGCUUCAAGGUUUUGGGAUGACUGUCGGAAGUAUGAGGUGACGGUCAUCCAGUACGUUGGAGAGGUCCUUCGCUACCUGUGCAGCAAACCUGAACAACCCUGUGAUCGAGAGCAUAAGGUACGAUUGGCUGUAGGAAAUGGUCUUCGGCAAGAGGUCUGGAAACAGUUCCUGCAGCGCUUUGGGCCCAUUCGGAUCUGUGAGUUCUACGGCUCCACAGAGGGGAAUAUUAGCUUCAUUAACUACACUGGACGUUUGGGGGCUGUAGGCAAGAGCAGCCCUCUGCUUCAGUUGCUCAAACCCUUUGAGCUCAUCCAGUUUGACACUGAGACAGAGAAGCCGGUUCGGGACAAGAAGGGUCAUUGCAUCCCAGUGAGACCUGUUCUAUCUCCCUCUCUAGGGGAAACAGGACUGCUGGUAUCACCUGUCACCAGCUUCUCCCCCUUCCUGGGGUACCUUGGCUCACCAGAGCACACAGAAAAGAAGCUGCUCCGGGAUGUAUUGCAGCCAGGAGAUGUCUACUUCAAUUCUGGGGACUUGCUGUCUAGGGACUCAGAUGGCUUCCUCUACUUCCAAGACCGUAUUGGUGACACAUUCCGCUGGAAGGGAGAGAAUGUGUCUACAAGGGAGGUGGAAGGUAUGUUGUCCUUGGUGGACUUCCUGGAGGAGGUGAAUGUCUACGGUGUUCCUGUACCUGGUUGUGAGGGGAAGAUCGGGAUGGCAGCUGUGCGGCUGAGACCUGGAAAAGCAUUUGAUAGCCGGAAACUACACAGCUUCAUUCAAAAGGCACUCCCUGUCUACGCUGUCCCACACUUCAUUCGGAUCCAGGACUCCUUGGAGACCACAGGCUCAUUUAAGCUCAUUAAGUCUCGACUGGUUCGGGAGGGUUUUGACUUGAGUGCCAUCUCUGACCCCCUGUAUGUGUUGGACAGCAAAUCCAAGACCUUCCAGCCACUGACGCCAGAUUUGCACCGCGCCAUCUUAGAUGGAAGCUUCCAGCUGUGAUGCCUGACUCUAAACCCCAAGGCAUUCACAGGGACCCCUGAACCAAAACUUCCAGGUCCUAUCCAGCCGGGUGACUACACACUCCCUACCUAACUCAUGCCUCAGGUUAUCUCUACAUGGUUGGGGGGAGGGAGGUGAAGGAAUCCUUAACUAUUUUAGAGGAUAACUUUUCUAGCAUCAGGUCACUUUGGUGAGGAUGUGGAGGCAGGGAAUCCACCAAGUUUAUCCCCCUUGGCUCUAUUCUCAUUUUGGUGAGAGCAGCCAAAUAGCAACCCUCCUAUGCUCCCCAAAUGUCCUCACAGGAACCUCUGUCUCAGAGCUUGGGACAACACAGGGGACAAAAAAUAAACAUGAAACCAUCUUUGACCUUAAGAAGUUUCGGAUCUAAAAUUCCAAUACUGGGAGCAAAAAGGAAGAGGAAGAAGGGACCAGUGAGGUGGUAAUGAGGAUGGUGGGGCUAAUGGUGAUAGGGAUGAGGAGAAGAAUGACAAUGGUGGUAAUGGGGGUGUAGCUGAAGAUGAGGAUGCUGCUGCUCCUAAAACUGGCAUUUCUGUAUUGCUUAUUCAGGUUUUUUGGUUACAAAGUUCUCCAUAUACGUAACAUGCAUGAGCACAUUUCCGAC